Messenger RNA from Salvia miltiorrhiza (redroot sage), 957 nucleotides. RefSeq names its product dihydroneopterin aldolase 2-like. Gene Ontology annotation, biological process: folic acid-containing compound metabolic process. Gene Ontology annotation, molecular function: dihydroneopterin aldolase activity. The record is from RefSeq and is a predicted model, not a curated record. The transcript is spliced from 4 exons. Gene Ontology annotation, cellular component: cytoplasm. Lineage: Eukaryota; Viridiplantae; Streptophyta; Magnoliopsida; Lamiales; Lamiaceae. Bases 406 to 831 code for a protein of 141 amino acids.
AACUUGCUCCAUGCUUGUGUGUGUGUGGAUUGAUGUAUGCUCAAACAUGUCUUCUUCUCAUUAAAGCUCAAUGUUUUAUUUUCUCAUUGAUUUUUUUUUUUUAAUGGACGGAUUUUUUAUCAAUAGUUGAUGAUUUGACAAAUGAGGUGAUUGAAAAUUUUAGGUUUUUCUAUGCGUUGGAGUAAUGUGAAGUAGAAUAUAAAAUGCAAUGUGGAUUUGAUUUUAAGGUUGGUUUGUAACUUUGGGAUGGUUUCUCCUGCGUGCAAAGUGUUCGACGAAAUGACUAUCUGUGUUCUUGUUUGAAAACGCUUGCAAAUUUGUAAUCGUCGUGGAAAUAAAGAGUAUUCUUUGUGUGAAGGGGACCGGUCACCUGUGAACUAUAGCGACGUCGGGAGCUCAUCACUGAUGACAUCAUCCGCCGUUGCUGUAUCAACGGAUCACGGGGAGAUGAUGGGAGACAAGCUUGUAUUAAGGGGUCUAAAGUUCCACGGGUUCCACGGGGUGAAGGAAGAAGAGAGGAAGUUGGGUCAGAAGUUUCUGGUCGACGUAGAUGCCUGGAUGGAUCUUCAACCAGCAGGGCUUUCCGACUCACUCUCAGAUACCAUCAGCUAUACUGCUAUAUAUCGCGUGGUUAAAGAAGUCUUGGAAGGAGCCCCUCAUAAUCUUCUUGAAUCAGUAACUGAAUCGAUUGCGUCCACAAUCUUGAACGAGUAUCCCCGGAUUUCUGCUGUGCGUGUCGUGUUGGGGAAGCCGCAUGUGGCUGUGGCCGGCCCUGUCGACUACUUGGGCGUCGAGAUUAUCAGACGUCGCAAAAGAGUUGUUCAGAGCUAGCCUCCACUAUCUUACAUGCCGUUGUUGCUGUCAAUUGUAAUUUGUAAACCCUUCUUAUACUUGGUUUUUGUUUGCUACAUUUUGCUUUCUCAGUUACUGUUUAUUUUAAGCUGUUGUCGUUUAUUC